AUGCUGUACAAGACGUUCUUAAUUAAAUGUAGCAGUGAACAAUGUAAUCUUACCAAGAUCAUUAUUCAUGACUCCCGAAACAACGAGAUUCUCAGACUCAGCGUCGCCCUCAGGACUGAGUACCGCAUGGGUAACUGGGUAUACCUGAACGUGAGCUACCCCGAGGACGACGAAUCCACGCAUCCCGAGGCCAGCAUCGCGCCCGUCAAGCAGUACCUGAGUCCCCGCCAGAUCACGGUGCUCGAGGGGGAGGACGUCAAGCUGCACUGUCUCUACGGCGGAUACCCCGUCCCAGAAAUCCGUUGGUGGCGGGAGAGCAGAGCCGACGUGGAGGACGACCAGCUGGAGCACUUCGGAAAGAUUCUCGUGCUUCAGGACGUGGACCGCGAGGACACGGGCUCCUACUACUGCCAGGCCUCCAACGAGGCGGGCGAGAGUGAGGCGCACCAGUUCACCGUCUACGUUGAAGCUGCCCCUGAAUUCAUAGUGGAGCCAGAGGUGGUGAACCUGCCUGAGGGCGAGACGGCGACGCUGAGCUGCGAGGCGAAGGGCGACCCCGAGCCGACCAUCACCUGGACCAAGAAUGGCCAGCCCAUGGACACCCACGAGACCACGCUGAUGUUCGACCGCCUGAGCUUCGCCGACAAGACCGUCAUCGCCUGCAACGCCUCCAACGAACAUGGCUACGUUUACAAGAGCGUUUACCUCAAUGUUCUGUCCCUCCCGCCCGAGUGGAUGACGGAGCCGAAGGAUGUGUACGUCCUCGAGGGCGGCUCGGCCGAGCUCGAGUGUGAGGCCUUCGGCUCGCCCGACCCCGAGAUCACCUGGGCGCGGCGCGACGGCGACGAGAAGACGAUCAUCCACGACGAGGACCCGCGCUACGAGGUCAAUGAACACCAGCUCCUGAUCAACACUGUCGAUGACACAACCGACGGCGCCUACGUGUGCACGGCCACGAACAAGUUUGCGUCCAUCGAGUCGGAGGCCGAAGUCGCCAUGCGAAGUAUGACGCAGGUGGAAGUGAGUAUCAAGGAUGAGCGAGUUGAGGCGGGAGAUCACGUGACCCUGGACUGCCGGGUGGCCAUCGACCCGCUGCUGAAGUCGUCUGUCACUUGGCUCAAGGAUAACGUGGAGAUUGACCUCAAGGACGACAAUUUCCACUUGGGGCAAAGGGCUGUUGAUGAGAGCAACGAUGACGACGACGACGACAAGCACAAGAUAGAGAAGUGGGUGCUGGAGAUCGAGGAGGUCCACGGCCACGACUCGGGCGUCUACACGUGCAGGGUGCACACUGACCUCGAUGACGUCACGGAUGACCUCAUUCUGACGGUAGAAGACGUCCCGAACCCGCCGAGCCUGACGAACGUGGAGUGCAACCCCCGCAGCGCCUACCUGGGCUGGGCCUCGACGGGCGAUAACAACGCCAAGCUUCAGGGCUUCGUGAUUCAGUACAGGACGCGGCUUCACCCGGAGUGGAAGGACGCCAAGAACCAGAUUCCGGCCGCGGAAACCUCUUUCACUCCUGCGAACAUGGUUGUUAUUUGCAUACCCAAAGACACUGGUGAUUUUGUAUCUCAUGUAUGUUUGCGAGGCACACGACCCCACCAGAGCACGAGGGGAACUGUGCCCUGGGUGUGGCUGCACGCUGUCAUUUCACCAUCGCCAGCUACCCAUACUAACCCCAUUCUAGUGAAAAGUCCUGGAAGACGAGAUAUAGAGUUAAUUGAGUUACACAUUCAGUGCGAGACCCACUCGACCACAGCAGUUCCAGCUGAUCGCUUCGACACUGAUGAGAAAGCUGUUGAUACAAUACUCUUUAAUAGUCUUUGCAUGAGCAGGCACAUCUUCCUGCAGGACUGUGACCUCUCAGCAAUUAAGUCAUAA
Penaeus chinensis is the source of this 1884-nucleotide messenger RNA. Its product is annotated as neuroglian-like. The record is from RefSeq and is a predicted model, not a curated record. The transcript has 15 exons. Lineage: Eukaryota; Metazoa; Arthropoda; Malacostraca; Decapoda; Penaeidae. Gene Ontology annotation, molecular function: protein binding. The coding region runs from base 1 to 1884 and encodes 627 amino acids.